Molecule: messenger RNA, 8881 nt
Organism: Equus quagga
Lineage: Eukaryota; Metazoa; Chordata; Mammalia; Perissodactyla; Equidae
Gene: RIF1
Product: replication timing regulatory factor 1
Exons: 36
Coding region: 141-7577 (2478 amino acids)
Biological process (GO): telomere maintenance
Cellular component (GO): nucleus
Source: RefSeq, a predicted model, not a curated record
CCGCCCCCUCGCGGCGAGAUGCCUAGCUCCCCGGGCUUCUCCCGCCCCCCGGCGGUCUCCUCCCCCUGUUGAAAGCUGCCCGGGAAAGUGGUGGCGGGAGCGGGCCUGGCCGAGCGCGGCGUGGGCCUGGGGUGGCCGACAUGACGGCCCCGGGUCCGAGCCCCCUCGCGCCGCUGUUGGAGACUUUGGAAGACCCUUCUGCCUCUCAUGGAGAGCAGACCGACGCGUACCUGACUCUGACCAGUCGCAUGACUGGAGAAGAUGGAAAAGAAGUCAUUGUAGAAAUCGAGAAAAAACUUCCUCAGCUAUACAAAGUCUUAAAGACUCACAUUUCCAGUCAAAACUCAGAGCUCAGUAGUGCUGCUCUACAGGCCUUGGGGUUUUGCUUAUAUAAUCCCAAAAUUACCUCAGGAUUAUCAGAGAAAAAUAUUCAAGAACUGCUUUCAAAAUUGAAUGAUAUUGUUAAGAGUUCAGACAAAAAUGUACGUACCAGGGCACUUUGGGUGAUAUCCAAGCAGACGUUUCCUACUGAAGUUGUUGGCAAAGUAGUAUCCAGUAUAAUUGAUUCGUUAGAAAUAGUAUUUAAUAGAGGAGAUGUGCAUUCUGCUGUUGUUGAUUAUGAAGCAUUAAAUGUCAUCAUAAGGCUAAUUGAACAAGCCCCAGUUCAAAUGGGAGAAGAGUCAAUUAGGUGGGCAAAACUGGUUAUACCUUUAGUGGUUCAUUCAGCCCAAAAGGUACAUUUGCGGGGAGCAACUGCUCUAGAGAUGGGAAUGCCUUUGUUACUUCAGAAACAACAAGAAAUAGCAUCUAUCACAGAGCAGCUUAUGACUACCAAAUUACUUUCAGAACUCCAAAAGCUAUUUAUGAGUAAAAAUGAGACUUACGUGUUAAAAUUAUGGCCUUUGUUUGUCAAACUUCUUGGGAAGACCUUGCAUCGAAGUGGGAGUUUCAUUAAUUCUCUAUUACAGCUGGAAGAACUAGGAUUUCGUAGUGGAGCACCCAUGAUUAAAAAAAUAGCUUUUAUUGCCUGGAAGAGUUUAAUAGAUAAUUUUGCUUUAAACCCAGAAAUACUAUGUAGUGCAAAAAGACUGAAGUUGCUAAUGCAGCCUUUGAGUUCCAUCCAUGUGAGAACAGAAAGUCUAGCGCUAACAAAACUAGAAGUCUGGUGGUAUUUAUUGAUGAGACUUGGACCUCAUCUUCCUGCUAAUUUUGAACAGGUUUGUGUUCCUCUGAUUCAAAGCACAAUAAGUAUUGAUUCUAAUGCUUCAGCUCAAGGCAGUUCAUCUCGUGUAGCACCUUCUCCAGGUUUAAACCCUAUGACUCCUGUACACAAAGGUGCCUCGGCAUAUGGAGCCCCUGUAACUCCCCGGAUGAACUUGAAUUCCAGUUUUGGUGGAAUGGCCACAAUCCCCUCUAUUCAACUUUUGGGACUUGAAAUGUUGCUUCAUUUUUUGUUGGGUCCAGAAGUCUUGAAUUUUGCUAAGCAAAACAAACUUGUAUUGAGCUUAGAACCACUCGAACAUCCGUUAAUCAGCGGCUCUUCUUUUUUUUCCAAGCAUGCAAAUACACUUAUCACUGCUGUUCAUGAUAGCUUUGUUGCAGUUGGAAAAGAUGCUUCUGAUGCAGUUGUCAAUGCUAUUUGGAAGGAACUAAUUAGCUUGGUGAAGUCAGUUAUUGAAUCAGGUAACAAAAAAGAGAGACCAGGUUCUGAAGUUUUGACUCUCUUUUUAAAAUCUUUGGAAAGCAUAGUGAAGUCAGAAGUAUUUCCUGUAUCGAAAACACUGGUCCUCAUGGAAAUUACAAUUAAAGGACUUCCUCAGAAAGUAUUAGGUUCACCAGCAUAUCAGGUUGCUAAUAUGGAUAUUCUUAAUGGAACUCCUGCUUUGUUCUUAAUUCAAUUAAUUUUCAACAACAAUCUCUUGAAAUGUGUAGAAGAUGAAAGGUUUUUUCUCAAUCUGGAAACACUUGUAGGCUGUGUUCUUUCUGGUCCAACUUCACCACUAGCUUUCAGUGACUCUGUUUUAAAUGUUAUUAAUCAAAAUGCAAAGCAGCUGGAAAACAAGGAGCAUCUUUGGAGAAUGUGGAGUAUUAUAGUCACCCCAUUAACUGAAUUGAUUAAUCAGACCAAUGAAGUAAAUCAAGGUGAUGCCUUAGAACAUAAUUUUAGUGCCAUCUAUGGUGCACUGACUUUACCAAUAAACCAUAUUUUUUCAGUACAGAAAUUUCCAGUGACCACCAUGAAGACCUUACUUAGAACUUGGUCAGAACUGUAUAGAGCAUUUGCCCGCUGUGCUGCUUUGGUGGCAACUGCAGACGAGAAUUUGUGCUGUGAGGAACUUUCUUCCAAGAUAAUGUCCAGUUUGGAGGAUGAAGGCCUUUCAAAUUUGUUCUUCUUGGAUAGAAUCAUUCAUGUUAUUACUGUAAUGGUUGAUUGCAUCGACUUCUCACCAUAUAAUAAUAAAUAUCAGCCCAAAGUUAAAUCACCGCAGAGAACUUCAGAUUGGUCCAAAAAGAAGAAAGAGCCCCUAGGGAAAUUGGCUUCUUUAUUUAAACUUAUUGUCAGAGUGAUCUGUUCUUUCCACACUCUGAGCCUCAAGGAAGUACAUUCUGAUACUCUCCUUGCUGUCGGCAGUUCAAUCACCAGCAUUCUUUCCAAUGUACUUGGACAUAUUUCUUUACCUUCUAUGAUCCGAAAAAUAUUUGCAACUUUAACCAGACCUCUGGCAUUGUUCUACGAAAACUCAAAGCUUGAUGAGCUUCCUAAAGUGUAUAGUUGUAUGAACAACAAGUUAGAAAAGCUUCUAGGAGAAAUUAUUGCUUGUCUGCACUUCAGCUACACUGGAACUUAUGACAGUGAACUUCUGGAACACAUCUCUCCGUUAUUAUGCAUAGCAUUUUUGCACAAGAAUAAACAGAUUCGAAAACAGAGUGCUCAGUUCUGGAAUGCCACAUUUGCUAAAGUGACGAUGUUGAUUUAUCCUGAAGAGUUAAAACCAGUACUAAGACAAGCCAAACAGAAAUUUCUGCUUCUAUUGCCUGGUCUGGAAAAUGUUGGAAUUAUGGAGGAAUCCAGUGGACCAUAUUCAGAGGGAACAGAAAAUUCACAGUUAAAUAUGAAGAUAAGUGGCAUGGAAAGAAAAUCAAGCGGAAAAAGAGAUUCUUUUUUGACACAAACCAAGGAUACAAAAGGAAAUAUGAAACCACCAGCCAAAUUCAAACCAGAAUCAACUCCAAAAACGAAGAGUGAAAUGCCUUUAGAAGAAGAAAAGUCUGUUGACUUUGUGUUUAUACCUCCAGAAGGAAAAGAAGCCAAGGAAAGAAUACUGACUGAACAUCAGAAAGAAGUACUCAAAACAAAGAGGUGUGAUAUACCUGCCAUGUAUAAUAAUCUGGAUGUUUCACAAGAUGCUUUAUAUUCUCAGUAUGGUCAGGAAGAAUCUAUGGAAAUUCCUACCUUAAUUGAAAAAUCAAAGGAAGAUUCAAAGGAGGAACAAAUGGAGAGUGACAUUGUCAUUCCUCAAGAUGUCACAGAAAACUGUGGUAUGGAUGAACGUCUUGAAAAAGCUUCCCUUUCAAAUAAUGGGUGUGGUUCCAUUGAGGAAACUAGUCCAGAAGUACUGAACAGUAAUGAUGCUGGAAAGAAGGCUUUAAUUUCAUCAAAGGAAACAUCAUCUGAAUGUGCAGCUAGUGCAGAAAACACUUUUGGUGUCAGCAGUAGCUCAGUUUCUAAUGCCACCAUUUCUGGAACUCCCCUACAGCCUACAAGUCGAAGGCAAUCCUUUAUUACUUUGGAGAAGUUUGAUGGUUCAGAAAAUAGACCUUUUAGUCUGUCCCCCUUGAAUAAUAUGUCUUCAACUGUUACAGUGAAAAAUAACCAAGAAGACACUACUAAAGCAGAUACUCCACUAAAAGCGAAGGGAAGAGAAGUGGCUCUUUCAAAAUCUGACUCUGAAAAAAUAGUGCAUGGAAUUAAGAGAUCAAGCCGGAGGUCGAAUAAAGCUGAACAAACAGGGAAUAAAAGAUCUAAGGCCUUAAUGAGAAGUGAUCAGGAAAAAAAUACGCAGGAAUUCAUUGAUGGCAUGGCAGCCUUAGAAAAUAACCCACCUGGUUUGCUUAAUCAAACAGAGUGUAUUUUAGAUAAUCAAGUUCAUCUCUCUGAAUCUGCAGUGGAGUGUGGAGAUACAAUGCUUAAACCAACGAUGGAAAAUGCUAUAUUAUUAGAAAAUACUGUAGAAGAGAAAACCUUAGGAGCUAAUUUGGAAUCUAAAGAAAAUACACCCCCAGCUGCGAUACCAGCGGAUCAAAUGAUAAAUGAGGAUAGUCAUGUUCAGAUAACUCCAAAUCAAAAAACCCUCAGACGCUCCUUAAGGCGACGUUCCGAAACAGCAGAGCCUACCACUGAGAGCCAAGAUAAAGAAAAUAAUCAUCAAAAAAAGGAAAGACGUAAGGAAGACGAAAAGGCUCUUCAGAAGAGUCCAUCACAUGUAAAAGAUGAUGUGUUACCUAAGCAAAAACUGAUUUCUGAACAAACCAUACAGGAAAACUUAGUUGAGAAAGGAAAUAAUUUACAUGAGAAGACUUUUGGGGAAACCAGCACAAAUGCUGAAAUUGAUGAAAAUAGAAGAAAGGCAGACCUUGAGAAUACUAAAUCUGAGGGAGAUGGUGCCCAGGACGUUGCAGAUAAGUCCUCUGAGAAACCAGUAAUGGGACGAACACGGUAUCAAACAAGAAGAGCAUCCCAGGGUUUACUUUCCAGCAUUGAAAACUCAGAAUCUGAUAGUUCUGAGGCGAAAGAAGAAGGUUCCAGAAAGAAGAGAUCUGCGAAAUGGAAAAACAAAAGCAGUGACAGUGUUGACAUUGAAGAUCAGGAAGAGAAAAUGGUGAAACAAGAAUGUAUAAAAGUUGAAAAGCAGACAGAUGAUUAUAAAGGAAAUUCUGAAGUAGACAUAGAUAUAAAAUCUCAAAUUUGUGAGGAAAAAGACAAAAGUAGUACUAUAACUCUUCAAGAUUCUACAAUAUCUUCAGAUGUAUCUCAAGUUUCUGAUGAUGUGUCAAAUACUUAUGAGGGAAAAAGCGAAGCCAACAAAUGUUCAGAAUAUUCCUUUUCAAAUCUUCCUGUACCAGAAUCAAAUCUAAGGACUAGAAAUGCCAAUAAGAGAUUACAUAAGCGAGAUUCUAUAGAAAAUAACAGUGUGGGAGAAUCCACAAGUGCAGUGACUCCAGAUGUUAUUUUGCUUUCUGAAAAAACUCUCCAAACACCUGAAUGCCAACACAAGAGAAGUAGGAGGGUGAGGAGAUCUAAAGGUUGUGAUUGCUGUGGAGAAAAAUCACAGCCUCAGGAAAAGUCAUUCACUGGGUUAAAGAAUACAGAAAAUUAUGAUAUAAAGGUCAGUGAAACAAAAAAACCAGAUGUGCAAACACCUGAAGCUAUAUCAGAAACUUCUAAAGCUAAUCUGUACUGUGGGGUAAAGCUUUUAGAUGAGCAUCAUAGUGUGAAUUUUAAUUUGGGUCUCAAGGAGGAGAAUGAUACUACUAAUAAUUCAUUAAUUGUAUCUGAAACUGAGUUGAAAGAAAAUACUAUUCAAGACUCGCUUCCUUCUGAAAUAGUAAAUUUUACAGAAGAAAUUUAUGAUACAGAUUCUGAGGAAGCAGUAUCUGUCGAAAGCCAAGAGCUAUCCGAUAAAAAAUGUAAAACUGUUGGCCCAUGUUUAAGUGAUUCCAAAAAUAUUUCGCUGGAAUGUUCUACUUUCGAGACCAAAGAAGAAAUAUCAGAGGCUAUCCUGAAAAAAGAACCAAGUAUAGAGGACAGUGUUAAUAUUGAGGCAAAUGCUUGUAAAUUAAAAGCAGAAUCCAAUCCAGAAGGAGUAGAAGGUAUGGAAUUGGAUGUAGAAACUGAUAAAUCUGAAGUUAGCUUUUCUGAACAAAAGAGUGCCGGAGGUGGUGUUUCUGAGGAAAGGAUAACAGAGGAAAACUGUGAAAGAAGUGAUGAAUCUGAAGCAGUUGCAGGUGAAAAAUUGAAAGCUGAAGAAGCAGUAAUUGAGGAAUUUAAUUCAGUUAUUGGUCAUUCUGAUAACACACCUGUAAAAGUGAGUGCUCAGAUAGAGAUUUCUGAACAAACAGCAGUUGGGGAACAAACGGCAGUUGGGGAACUAAGUGGAGGAAGUGAUGAAUCUGAUCUAGGCUCAUCUGAAGAAAGGGAUGCUGAAAUGGAAAAUUGUGAAGAAACAGUGAUCAGUGAGGUGAAUGCUGAAACUGACCAUGUUAAUGAAACAGAAGAUGGAGACCUGACUAGCAAAGCCUCUAAGCCUGUAGAAUCCGAAACAGAGAGAUUGAAUGUAGAAGUUGACAGGGCUGUUCCCAACACACUUGAGGUGAGCACUGAAGAAGGAAAAGUUGAUUGUAAUAAACCUGAAACAAAUAUGAAACUUAAUAGAUCUGAAGUAACAAAAUUAGGUGACAGUCAAAUGGUAGUGCGAAAUGAUGAAAUUUUACAGGAAAUUCCUACUUUAGAGAAGAUGGAGGAAACAGCACAGUCUCUGAAAUCUAAAACAACUAUCUCUGAGCUGGUAACAGAAGACAAUGAUACAUCUCCUCAAAAAUUAAGGGAACUUGAUCCUUUACUGAUGUCAGGAAAUGACAGUCCUAGGGGCACGCAGACACGCUGUGUCUGGUCUCCUUUGGCUUCUCCUUCCACCAGCAUUUUAAAGAGAGGACUAAAAAGGCCCCUUCAAGAAGAUGAGAUCUCUUCACCUGUUCACAAGGUUCGCCGUGUCUCCUUUGCAGAUCCAAUAUACCAAGCAGGAUUGGCAGAUGACAUUGAUAGACGGUGCUCUGUUAGGUCCCAUUCUUCAAAUACUUGUCUCAUAGGAAAAAUUGUUAAAACUUCACCUACUGCACAGUUUAAGCAUAUUACCACUUCAACCAAAGGAUUUCUGUCCCCAGGAUCACGUAGCCCUAAAUAUAAGAGCUCAAAGAAGUGUUUAAUUGCAGAAAUGGCUAAAGAAUCCAUGCCAUGCCCAACAGAAAGUGUUUACCCAGCUUUGGUGAACUGUUUGGCACCAGUUGACAUCAUUUUACCUCAGAUUACAUCAAACAUGUGGGCAAGAGGACUGGGACAACUUAUUAGAGCCAAGAAUAUAAAAACAAUUGGUGAUUUGAGUACUCUUACAGCAUCUGAAAUAAAAACUCUUCCUAUCCGUUCUCCGAAAGUGUCCAAUGUAAAAAAGGCUCUCAGAGUCUAUCAUGAGCAGCAGGUGAAGUCUCGUGGACUAGAAGAGAUUCCAGUUUUUGAUAUUUCUGAGAAAACAGUAAAUGGAAUAGAAAAUAAAUCUCUCUCUUCUGAUGAAGACAGACUUGCCUCAGAUUUAAUUAAUCCUGUUGCUUUAGAAACUCCGCUAUCUAAAAAUCUCGUGGCACAGAUUAGUGCACUUGCUCUUCAACUGAAUUCAGAAGAUCUCCAUAAUUAUUCAGGAAGUCAGCUAUUUGAAAUGCAUGAGAAACUUGGUAGCAUGGCAAACUCUAUAAUAAAAAAUCUGCAGUCACGUUGGAGGUCGCCAGCCCAGGAAAAUUCUGUCUAGUAUUUUAAGAGGAAAUUGAAGUGUUUUUAACAUCACUGAAUUUGUUGAUUCAUCAAAUAAGUCCUGAAAUAUAGCACAAUUUCAGAGUGAAUGUUUGCAAAGUUGAUAACAUUUCAAAUCUUGAAGGGCAAUGACUUAGUAUGUAAGUUCAGUUUUGUAAGUUUAUUAUGUGAGAUCAUUUCUUUCCACAUAAUGUAUUUUCUUGGCUGCUAUGUGUGCUUUCCCUCCAAAUUUAAAUAUCUUACUAAAAUGUAAAAGCAGAAAAUAGAAACAAAAGCAUACUUUUUAUUUUACACUUAAACUCAUGCAUAUUCUAAUGAAACAUUUUAUGUAAAAUAUAUCUUAUUUUUAAAUAAGUAAAAUUGAAAAUUUUUAUUUGAACUUUUUGCUGAACUGAUACAGGUGUUUAUACUUGAUUUUUUUUUUUUAAUCUAUUUUUGUUUUGCCCAAGGUUUAAGAAACUUGUUCUCAGUAAGACACCUCAAAUGAGAUGCAAAAGAGUUGUAACAUUUUUCACAGAUGUCAGCUUUGUUUGGACAACUUUCAAGAAAAGUACCAAAAGUUUCAACUUUUGAGGUUAAAAUAUUAAAGCAGAAUUUACUAAGAUUCCAUUCAUUUAUUUGCAUUAGCAAAUAUUUGUGCAGCAGCAUUUGCCUGUGAAAAUUAACUCUUAUGAGACAUAUAGUAUUCAUUUUGAAAUGCACGACUAUUUGUACAUUAUGUAUAGAUUACAGUGGUUUUAAUUUAUAAAUUUCAGCCUUCAUUAAUUGCAUGAAUUUUUCUGCAGCUUCUUGUGAAUACAUUUGUUUUGUUUAUAGAAGCAUAUUUUGUAUAUAUUAAGUACUGAAUAUCAGUAUGGACAGUACAAGUGCUUUGUGGGCUUGCUGCAGGUGUUUGUAGGGUUCUGUAUCUACAGAUAAAACAACAAAUAGUUUUGUACUUAGUUAAUAGUCUUAGUUAAAUCACAACUUUAUUUUCUAAAGUAACCAAAUUGAGUAAAGUUAUAGAAAUGAGAAAGUGUUAAAACUUUGCUACUCAUACCCACAUCUUUUUUUCCCGCUUUUGGUUUGGAAGAGGGUAUCAGCCACUAGACAGUGUGCCUCAUGACAUUCUUUUCAAUGGAGCGUUAGAGUAUUUUAAUUACCACUUGGACUAUAAGAAACAUAGAGUUUAUCUGUUCUUUCACCUACGCCUAAAGCAAACUUGGAAGAAAUUUGAAACUGUUCUUUUGGAAUAUGUUUGUUUUGCCUAGUUUUAAAAAACAGAGUGUAUAUAAUUAAAAUAUUUGUAAAUUUUACCAACUA